AUGGAUUGCAAGGAGGGUUUUGUUGAUGUGUCUUGCUUCUUUCUAUGGGAAGGCAGUGCAGAUUCAGAGGCAGAUCAUCACACUGGCCCUCUGAAUGCAAACAACAGCUCUAAAAUAGAAAUAGCACUUGAAGCUGAGGAUGCAGAGUCAUGCAGCUCUGGCACACUUAGUGAUCAUGCAUUUGGUGCUUGUGAGGCUCUUGAUAGUUAUUGUAAGAAUGCCGAAGAGCGUCAGCAGAGUCGGUGUAGUAGCAAGGUGGGGCUGCAGUCAGAUGCAGGCUCAGGUUAUGAGGAAGAUGAAGAAGAAGAAGUGGAAUCAAAGAUGGUUUGUCAUGUUAACAAAAGCAUGGAUGAGAUGGAGGAGGAUAGGCUCUUUUGGGAGACUUGCAUGGCAGUAGGGUACCCAUCAUCAAGUCCUUAA
This is a messenger RNA of Prunus persica (peach), 420 nucleotides long. RefSeq lists its product as uncharacterized. The transcript has a single exon. Lineage: Eukaryota; Viridiplantae; Streptophyta; Magnoliopsida; Rosales; Rosaceae. The record is from RefSeq and is a predicted model, not a curated record. The coding region runs from base 1 to 420 and encodes 139 amino acids.